Molecule: messenger RNA, 597 nt
Organism: Symbiodinium natans
Lineage: Eukaryota; Dinophyceae; Suessiales; Symbiodiniaceae
Source: the annotation of a GenBank genome assembly
AUGCGACCCAGCCGCGCCCCACCAAAGCAGGAGGCGCAGAAAGCCAGGGCUUUGCCGAAUCUGCAGAAGUCAGCAUCUGUGCCCGCUGUUCAGAGGCACGGCCAGCCCGUCCAAAGAGAGGGCCAACAGCUUCCGCGGCUUCUGGGCAGCUCUUCUCAGCCAGCAGUGAGGGAAAGCAAAGACAAAGGCGACAAAGGCGAGCAGAAGCAGAAAGAGCGGAAUGAUCGGAAUGCAGAGCGCGCGAAAGUGAAAGAGCCGAGGCCAUCAGAGAAGAAGUCGGAUGCAAAGAAGUUGGACCACCCAAAGUCUGCCGUGGUGAAGCCAGAGGGUGACAAAGUCGAGGCGAAAGCUGCAAAGGCCGACGGCAAGGCCAAGGAGGAUGUCGAGAUCGUGGCUACGCGAGAAAUGCGCCGCGAGCUGCUUGAGGUCUUGUCGAAUCCGCAGAUCCGCGAGAUUGCAGCGAAGUACUACAACGCGCAGCUCCGCGGCAGCCGCGGGACGGGCCGCCUCGGCUUCCGCGAGCUGCGCCACGUGCUCCGGGCCUUGAACCAACACUUCGGGCUUCCCGUGCCGGCUGCACCCAUGGCCCAGCGCUGA